Molecule: messenger RNA, 561 nt
Organism: Eremothecium sinecaudum
Lineage: Eukaryota; Fungi; Ascomycota; Saccharomycetes; Saccharomycetales; Saccharomycetaceae
Gene: RPL18A
Product: 60S ribosomal protein eL18
Exons: 2
Coding region: 1-561 (186 amino acids)
Biological process (GO): translation
Cellular component (GO): cytosolic large ribosomal subunit; ribosome
Molecular function (GO): RNA binding; structural constituent of ribosome
Source: RefSeq, a predicted model, not a curated record
AUGGGUAUUGAUCACGCCACCAAGCAACACAAGAGAUCCGGUCACAGAACCGCUCCAAAGUCUGAAAAUGUCUACUUGAAGAUGUUGGUUAAGUUGUACACCUUCUUGGCUCGUCGUACCGACGCUCCAUUCAACAAGGUUAUGUUGAGAUCUUUGUUCUUGUCUAAGACCAACAGACCUCCUGUUUCCAUCUCUGCUAUUGCUAGAGCUUUGAAACAAGAGGGCGCUGCUAACAAGACUAUUGUCGUUGUUGGUACCGUUACUGCUGACGCCAGAUUGUUGGAGGUUCCAAAGGCUACUGUUGCCGCUUUGAGAUUCACUGCUGGUGCCAGAGCUGCCAUCUUGAAGGCUGGUGGUGAGGCUAUCACUUUGGACCAAUUGGCUGCUAGAGCUCCAAGAGGCCAAAACACUUUGGUUGUCAGAGGUCCAAGAGCUUCCAGAGAAGCUGUUAGACACUUCGGCAUGGGUCCUCACAAGCACAAGGCUCCAAGAAUUAUGUCUAAGGGCAGAAAGUUCGAGAAGGCCAGAGGUAAGAGAAGAUCCAGAGGUUUCAAGGUCUAA